CGGAAAAGGAUUUAAUAUAAAGUUAUUAUUCAAUAUAUGAAUCUUUGAAUUUCAUGGACCACGAAAUUCAUCUGUGAUUGCAGUGCAUCGCAGUAAGUGGCAAUGGGUCUUUAAACCUCUGCAUAGGACUCAAGCUACUUGGGCUAUUGACUAGCAGACUAUUUUGGCUUUGGGUCUAAGUUAAUUUGAAUUUGCGCAUUUAGAAGCAUUACAGCUUUUUCUUUUCUCAUCAUAGAUGUGGGUUUGUGGGGGGAAAUGCCAGCCAGUUCAUAAGAGCUGGCAUAAAAAAUAAAUCACUUUUAUUCAAGAGUCUAGUAGUUCUAGCGCUUUUGCACUAAUUGCACUACCACUGCAUUUAAUAUUCUAUGCACAAUGCUCAACUCACAUGUUGAUUUUUAUGGAGGGAGGAAACAGGAGAACCUGGAGAAAACCCUAAUAGCAUAGGAGUGAACAACACUUCAAACAAACUCAUUUCACAUGUGGCAACCACAGGGCUCAAACCAGCAACCUGACCCAUAGGACUCACAGCGGCCAAAAACAAACUCCACCCAUGCUACCCAUGGUUAUUGCUUUUGUUGUUAUGACUGUGGGUUUGUCCUGAGGACCAUACUCAUGACCGUGACAGUGGUGUUGGGAAGUGGCCUACUAAAACCACCUCACAGACAGACACUACUGAAGAGAGAAAGGGAGAUCUUUGUUUUUACCAGACAAAAUAAGUAAACAGUAGCGUUCCUUUCCUAUUCCCUAGACAGAACAGAAUCAAAUCUUACAGUUUGUGUCUUUUCACCGAGCAAUAGCUUUCUUUUGUUCCAUGUUCGACCAGCUGUGGUUAGUUUCCAUGGAUACGAUCUUUAUUUGCAUAAUCGGUUCACGGCGGUUAGGCCUUUUCGCUUUUUGAUCGACAGCUCUUACUCAUUCAAACAAGCAAACUUCACACAGCAUUUCUUCGCCUUGGAGAUUCAUUGGCAGUAGAAACGAAAUUUAACUUUUAGAAUCCAUUAUGGAACGGUCAAAACAACUCAAAAACGAAGAGAAAAGAACAGGCAACAGAAAUAUAAUAUACACCGUCGUAAACAAUGGCUCGCUUCGUGACAGAGAGGUUCCAGAGGGAUUCCGUACUGUUUUCAUCGAAACUGGAUACAGAAAGCCUGGUUUGUCGGCAAAAGGCUGCUUGAUGAGUGUCUUUGAACGUAACAACGAAACCAUAAACGUAUGGAGUCAUGUGAUCGCACUAGUUUUGUUCUUGGUACGUUUCUACUAUGUAUUUCAUCGCAUUGAAAUAGCCGGCCCUUGRUCCUAUCCUUUAACGACCUUUGCCAUCGGUAUCGGUGCCUUGAUGGCUAUAAGUUCGACUGCACACCUCUUUAACUGUAUCUCGCUAUCUUAUCAUCAUAUUGGGUUUUAUCUGGACUAUGCUGCUAUAUGUGUGUACAGUUUCAGCGGCGCACAGGCCUUCUUCUUCUACUCACGACCUGCUAACACGAGUGUGUUUCUGCUCAAGUUGCCUAAUGCCUUCAUUUUCUUGACAGCAUCAAUGUCCAUGAUAUGUACGUUUAUCUGUUGUCUCUCAAGACAACAAUGGAGAAAGAAAGGCCACAUUAUUCGUACUAGUUUAUUUAUUAUUUAUUUUGUGAUUGUAACUUUUCCUUUUACAUACCGUGUUGUAGAAGGAACGGUCGCGGGAGAACCCGACUCGGAUUCGGUACAUUAUUUUAUCAGGCACGUUAUGACAUAUUUCAUCAGUGCUACAGUUAAUAUGUUUAAGAUACCAGAGAGACAUUGCCCAGGACUUUUUGACUUUUUCGGUCAAAGUCAUCACUUUUUGCAUGUAUUCGCUGCAUUGGGCGCGUCUGAUGCAUUUACUGCUGUAUAUAUAGAUAUGAAAAAUCGUCACCAUGUCUUGGUUGAUAAUACUCGGCCCGAUUUUUUCAAUACCUGGUUUAUAUUUCUUGUUGUCGUUGUUAUUAAUUUAGCCAUCGUUUAUUGGUUUGCAAAAUCCCUUUUAAAAGAAGAAAGAAGAAAGACUUUAUAAAGUAUGCACCUUUUAAAAGAUAUUUUUAAAGCUGUUCUUACUAAAAACUGUUCUUACUGCAUGAUGGCAAGUGAAGUGAACUAGUUAAUUUUGUCUUGCUGAUAGUUACUACUGUCGCACUUGAUAGAUAGUAAAGUAUUUAUCAUUAAAAAAAUAUUAAAUAUCGAAUAAAACUGUGGAGAAUGCUAGAUAUAGGUAAGGGGUAGUUAACCAAAACAGUUUUAAUGUGCUUCUUCCCCCACUAGAUGCAGUUGGCUAAACACAUGUCAGUAGUAGCUUUGACGUCAAUACAGUUUUACUUUACCAUUAAAGAUCGUAUGUUUUAA
Molecule: messenger RNA, 2358 nt
Organism: Actinia tenebrosa (Australian red waratah sea anemone)
Lineage: Eukaryota; Metazoa; Cnidaria; Anthozoa; Actiniaria; Actiniidae
Product: membrane progesterone receptor epsilon-like
Cellular component (GO): membrane
Molecular function (GO): signaling receptor activity
Source: RefSeq, a predicted model, not a curated record